AUGCGAAACUAUAGAGCCCCAUGCCCCGUCGGCUGGGACUUGGAGUCUCACGAAACGGGGGUCUGCCGUGCUCCCGACAACUACGAUGGUCGUUGCGACCCGCGAACCAGCUUCAGUGGCUACAGCUCAGACAUGAAAAAUGCGUGGGAGCACGCAUGCAAGGUCGGAACGCUUUUGAAUUUGAGCGAAGAACGUUCACGGCUUCCGCAGGCUUACUUUCCCGUUUCUGCCCUUGAAGCGGCUUCCAAACUCACGGAGUUACUCCAACUUAGGACUGCUCCACCUAUUAAGGGAACCGGACCUAUUGGGGCCUCGGGCACAAAAUACUCGGGGGCGGUACUGGAAGCAAACGGCACAAUUUAUCUUCCGUCAAGACGCUACCAGUCAGCCUACCAAGAAGAAAUACAGCCGAAGACUCCAGACACGUCCGCAGCCGAGGCGAAACUCCUGGAAGAGUAUAUUGCCAGACUGGUUAAGAUCAAAGCGGAAACGACCGAUUCACGUUUGCAGACAGCUAUACAGGCGAAAAACUCAAACAUGCCCCGACCGAAAGGCCGGAAAGGCAACCACGAGCAGUCUGCCGUCACCCUUGUGCAGGGUAUCGACGCCUAUAAACGUGCCAGUUAG
This is a messenger RNA of Besnoitia besnoiti, 627 nucleotides long. RefSeq names its product Pb-fam-5 protein. NCBI's taxonomy places the organism in Eukaryota, Apicomplexa, Conoidasida, Eucoccidiorida, Sarcocystidae. The record is from RefSeq and is a predicted model, not a curated record. Bases 1 to 627 code for a protein of 208 amino acids. The transcript is spliced from 2 exons.